AUGACAGGGAAAGACAGUGUGAUAUUACAUGGGAUGUGGGCAAGCCCUUACUCUACGAGGGUGGAACUAGCCCUCAAAGUGAAGGGCAUAUCCUAUGAAUAUGUGGAAGAAGAUUUCAAGAACAAAACCCCAGAGCUGCUCAAGUACAACCCAGUUCACAAGAAGAUCCCUGUUCUUGUUCACAAUGGAAAACCUGUUGCUGAGUCUGUUGUCAUCCUUGAAUAUAUUGAAGAAGUUUGGAAAGAUGGUCCUCAACUUCUCCCACAUGAUCCCCACGAAAAGGCUCAAGUUCGAUUCUGGGUCCAUUUUAUCAACACAAAGUACACUGAAAUCAUGACGACAGUAAUUAUAACUGAGGGAGAAGUACAAGAGAAAGCCCUCAGUCAGGUGUAUGAACUAAUGAAGUUACUUGAUGAAGGAAUCAAGACCUUUUUCCCAGAUGGGAAUCCAACUUUUGAGGCUAGGAAUUUAGGGCUCCUAGACAUUGUAGGAAGUUCAGUGUUUUGUGCAUUUUCAGCUGUAGAAGAAUUGAUUGUUGUAAAGAUCAUAGACCCAGAGAAGACUCCAGUGCUAUUCUCUUGGAUAACAGCUCUGAGAGAGCAACCUAUAGUGAUGGAGACAAUUGCUCCUCCUGAAAAGCUGGUGUCACUUAUUCUUAGGCCUUGGAGACAGGGUUUCAUCAAUCCUCAUCUUUCUCAAUCUUAA
Messenger RNA from Rosa chinensis, 705 nucleotides. Its product is annotated as glutathione S-transferase U9. The transcript is spliced from 2 exons. The coding region runs from base 1 to 705 and encodes 234 amino acids. Gene Ontology annotation, biological process: glutathione metabolic process. Gene Ontology annotation, cellular component: cytoplasm. Gene Ontology annotation, molecular function: glutathione transferase activity. The record is from RefSeq and is a predicted model, not a curated record. Lineage: Eukaryota; Viridiplantae; Streptophyta; Magnoliopsida; Rosales; Rosaceae.